GAGCAAUAAUUGCAAUGUUAAUAAAUUUUUACUGAUUAGUUAGAAUUUGUGUAUGGAGUACGCGACAACUGUUAUGACAAUGUUUAUGAUAAAUUGGGGGUGGGAAUUACGAGGAACAAUGUCAUCAGAUUCAAUCGAUAAUACACAAUACCUGGAAGGGGUAGUUGGAAGAGGGCGAAGUGGGUGUUAGUGUGUUUGUGCCAUUUGUGGUAUGGGGUGCACGCUUACACGAGUGCAUAAAGAGGAUAGGAUUAUAUCCUGCGGGUAAAUUUCUUCAUGAAUCCAAUUGCAAUUACUAUUUUAAAAUGUUAGUAUCCUCGAUAGCUUUAUAAUUAAUCGUAUAAAGAAGCUGGAUUUUUUGGGAGGACAUUAAAAUGUAAAGUUAUGCCGAAAAAAAGUAGCAGACAUGUCAAGGAUUCAGGGACAACGAGGGGACAACAUAUUGAUGAUAAGGAUUGUAAUGACAGUGUCAUUAAGCAUACACAGACUGUACGUAUUGGAGUUAAAAGUGCUAAAAGAUGGUUCUCGUUGAAAAAACGAAUGGGAUUUGCCAGUGAUGAUGAUUUGGUGGUGCAUCUGCUCGAUCUUGCCGAGACUAUCAGAAAAGAUGAAAAAUCUCCGGAGAAAAAGGGAGAGACGAAUGGUAAUGCUGAGGAAAAGGAAAAAGAUAAGAAUGUAAUAGAAGUAGAGCCUCACGAGCCACUUCGUAGAAGUUCGAGGAAACAGAAUCAAGAAUCUCAAAAGGACGAGAUUUCUCAGAAAAAUUCGAUAGACAAGGGUUCAGUGGAACCGACUGGAGGGAUGGAGGAGCAGCAUGCAAAGCACAAAGCAAAAAUAAAACACCACCGGAACAAAACAAAACACCACAAGGAAAAACGCAAGAAGCGAAAGCACACGAAGAGUUCAGAGUCUGAAAAAUCUCUGACGGUUGAUAACGAUAAUAUAGAAGAGCGUAUAAAAUCUAAAGACAGUACAAGUCAGCCUGACAAUGAAACUAAUCUGAAUAAAUCUGUGGAGAUCCAUGAAUCUAGAGAUGAAUCUGUCAUCCAAAAGACUGAGACUAUACAUAACGUAGUAUUAAUCAGCAAUGUAAAUAGCAAAGAAAAUAUUAGUCAAAAUUCGCAGAUUAACGACAAUUCAAUCGACAAAAAUGCAAGUAUUCAGGAUGAUAGAAAUUUAAUAAUUAGUACCUCAGCAAAGUGUUCAGUCCUCAGACACUCAACAGAGCCCAACAUUCCCCAGGAAUUUGAGGAAAAAAAUGAUAAAUUCCCGACAACGCAGGAGCAGCAGGAACUGCCCUCGACUCAAAAAAGUAUAAGAUCACCCGAGCAAUUGUCAGAGCCUCAAGGGAAACCCGACUCUGACGAUAAGAAAAAGAAAAAACGAAAGCAUCUCAAGCCUGAAACAGAUUCAUUGCAAAAUGACUCAAAUACUGAAACGAACGAUGAGCUUGGUCACAAGCACCGUAAAAAGAAGCACAAAAAUACCGAGCACAAAGUAAAGAAGAAUCACGACGUCAGAAAAGCUCCUCAAGACGGAAUGAUUCCCGUGGAGCCUCGAGAGAUGAAGCCUGACGAGCCAUCUCCCUCAGUUGGACCCCUCCCCCCAGCAGAUUUUGACAGUGAAGCAAGUGCAGAUCACCAGAGACUCGCGAUAAAAAUAAAACUCUGCCAGGAUUGCAAUAGUCGUCAUAUCCAGGACGCCUGUCCUUUACUCUCAGCGGUCUACGAAAUCCCAGACUCAAUAUCACCCCAUGACUGGAUAAACAUGCACAAGCACAACCCUGAUGUAACGAAAGCUCUCGCCUCCGACAAUCCAAUGUCCGAGGGUUAUGGAAAACCCACGGAUGACGGAUUCGAGUCCGACGAAGACUCAGAUCUGUACAAAUCAAAAUCAAAAGCCCACAGCGAGGAGAGACGUCUUCAAGUCGACGAAGGGCGACCACUUUACUCUAGGGAUUCUCUACCAGACUGUCUAGUGCUCAAAAUGUCAAACAAUGACCACGGUCUUGGCAUUUUCGCCGAUAAUCCAGUGCCAAUGUACGCUAAAUUGGGGCCAUUAAUCGGAGAACCGGUAAAGGAAAUGGAUAUUCCUGAUGAUUUCCCUAUGCGUCAUAUCUGGGAGGUGGAGGUGGACGGAAAAACAUCAUACAUAAGUACCACUAAUCCCCUAAAGAGCAAUUGGUUACGAUACAUGCGACCCGCUGAGACGAAAGACGAGAGAAGUGUCGUGGUAAUAAUUGAGAACGGUAAACUUUACUUUGUUACAACACAAAAUAUAACACCAGGCAGUGAAUUAACAUACUGGGCAGAUUCUCAGUCUUCUGCAUGGACACGAAAGAACAAAACAGAUAAAACAAACUGCGGCGGUUGUAAUCUCAAUUUUACCCAUCAAAUUUACUAUCGUUUACACUGCUGCAUAUUCCACGAUGCUAAUUACAGUUUAACCAUUCGUAAAUAUCAUUGCAAAGUGUGUGGUGCUGCUGUAUUGGGAAAAGAUAAUAUCAUGAAACAUGCGGCUGAACUUCACGCUGGUCGUGGAGCUUAUCAGUGCCAGUACUGCAGAAAAUUUUUCUUACGAUUGAAUUAUCUCGAGAUGCAUCGCACCUAUGGGUGUUCGCAAAAUCCACAGAGAACUAGGCCACUGUGUGACUUUUGUGGACGUAAAUUUUGCCAGCCGCAAAAAUUAAAAGUACAUAUUAAGAGAAUGCACAGUGAUAUGUCCGAGGUGUUGAGGGAGUUUCAGUGUAAAUUGUGUUUGAAGUUGUUGGGAUCGAGGGCUGCAUUGCAACGGCACAUGAAGGAAGUUCAUCAUAAGGAUGUUGUCGGGGCAGCCACUUGUGAUCGUUGCGGAAAAAUGUUUCAGAAUAAGAGUAAUCUAAAAAUUCAUAUGCUGACACACAGUGGUGUUAAACCUUUCAAGUGUAAGGAAAAUGGUUGUAAAGCUGCAUUCACCACUAAACAAUGUCUCCAAUUUCACUAUAAGAAAGUGCACGGAUUAACUGAAGAGAUGAUGCCAAAAAUAGAGAGAUCAGUGGCAUACACGUUCGAUGCAUACAGUGGAGGUCCCUUGGAAGAGACUUCCCAAGACACAAACCCGAGAACAAAUCGCCGAAAUUCCCAGGAGAAUAACAGUAGUUUAUUGUCGACCGACGACGUAUCCUCUGAGAACAGUAUGAAAACCGAGACAUCCGUGCCAUGUCCUCCCCUUCACCCAGAAAUGGAGCCCGAUAGCUCAAUAAACCGACCAACUCAUCAGGAUCUGCUGAUAUCGUCACCGAGACACGAAGUUAUUUUAUCAUCUCGUCAGGAUAUGGAUACAUACGGUACCUCAAGGCUGCAGAGUAAGGGAAGUAAAAAAUGGAUGGGUGAAUUCAAUCCGCCCCCCACGAGCAAACUCCCAGAGCAUUCUCAUCCAGUUUCAGUGACCCCAACCGAUCCCUACGAAUUCGAAGAUCUCCCAAAGAAAGAGGAGGAGGAACGUUCAACACCUAUUCCAAUGACAUCAACCCUCAUGGAUGAGAACAAACUUGGUCUGAGUGUCUACCGACGAACAGAGAGUACAAACGCAAGUCUUCUGGUCGAGGCUGCUCUCGAUGCAGCAGAGAGAGACAUCGGUGCUGUCUCAAGUCCAAUACUUGAGGACAACGAUCGAGAUGGCAAUCUCUACUCAAUGCCCAAUCAUCUGCACUCUCCUCUCCCCUCGCGAUCCCCAGAGAGUCAUCUGGAAUCGUACAUGCAGCAGCAGGAGGAUCUCAUGUCCCCGACACCGACCCCAGACGGUCGAAACACACCUCCCACUCACGUAAGCUCCGAUUACCACCUCCAUCGAUCAGUGGACUACAUAAAUACCACGAGAAACCACAAUAUCGAUCAGUAUCUCCACCACGAAGACCUCCCUCGAGGCACUUCACCCAAUAACUACAUCCACAUGUCUCAGACUGAUCUUGUGUCUCCAUCAGCCACUCCCAAUCGUUAUCAAGAGGUCCAUCAUCAUCAUCAGGUACCCGCAGAGAACCUCUCGAGUGACGAGGGCGACUCUGUUGCCCAGAAUCUCAGUAUUUCAGUCAAAGAGAAAGCACUCCAGUUGGACUUGCCCACUUCUUAUAAAUACGACCCUCUUGAUUUUGAAUUCGGUAAUAGAGAGAGAAAUUUCGAGCCACUAGUGUUGAAUAAUGGAGAGCUCCAGGGGCUCGAUAUGAGUGCCCGGGGAUUUCACACAUUUGGAUCACAAAUGCAAAACAGCAGAUAUCAUCAUCAUCAUCAUCUCUACGAUAUUGGGGAGCGUCAGAGUGUCGAUUUAAGUAGAACUGGGAGUUACUCAAUAUCACCACCACCACCUCCAUAUCCGCACAGUGAUGUUCUCAGGGUGGUUAGUCUCGAUCUCACACCUGGGGGGAGGCAUUCCGUUGAUUUGAGCCUUUCUAGGGGUCAUCAUAUUCAUGGUAAUACUUCCCGAGUACUUACUAGUCCACAACCAAGUUCAACAACACCCCACGUUGUUCCUGAGGCCAUUGAGGGACGAAUGCUCUCUCCACCACCACCUCCACUGCCUGCUUACAAUCCGGCUUAUCCAGUCAGUCCUGCGCCUUAUCAUCCACCAAGGCCUGGGUAUUAUCAUCAUUCGGGGUACUAUUGAAUCACAUUUUGUAGGCAAUCGGGAGUCGACUGGUGGGAGACUAUAUAUAUUAAUUGUCUGUUUCUUUUUUUACAUAAAUUUCUGUAGGGUUGUACUACAGAAUAAUUUUCCCAGCAAUUUUUCAAAAGGUUGUUUAUUAAACAAUCUCUAAGAAUUCUCUUUAUGUAUUACUUUAUUGGUGCAAGUUUAUCACUUGUCUCUCACGUUUUCUUAUCUAUAUGUUUUUUAGAUUUUUUUAGUAAUUACGAAGCACAAGCCCAUGUGUGAUACUUUUUUAUACGGAUUAUAUCUAUGUUAAUUAUCGCUUGUUUCAUACAUCCAUUUCCUCUGCUGCUUUUAUAUCACUUCGUUUAGCGAAUAUGUACAAUCAUUGUUGAUUAAAAAAUUGUUACUCUGAGUUUAGCUUGCAUGCUUCUAUAGCAAAAUUCAGAAACUUAUUCAAUUCUCAUUGAAUUUUUCAGAAUGCCUGAUAAGUGAUAGGGGAAGGUGGGGCAAAAUGCAUUGUCGAAUUAUUUUAUUGUUUAUUGGAUAACUUGAGUAUUAUGAUAAACUUUUUUAAACAUAUUCAUAUGAAAAUGCAAAAAAAAUUGCUCAAGAUACUUUCAAGUAAAAAAUUAAUAGAUGACUGAUUAUUGCCUUUUGUUGAGUGAUUUUUUGUUGCUCUUUCUCUUCAAUUUUAUUUCACGAAAAAAAUUUUUAAUCACCUAUCAGCUUUGCCGCACCCUCUUCUGAAUCAAAUUAAAAAGGUCAACGGUAAUUCUAGUCAUUUUACAUUCACGAGUAAGACGGAGUUUAAUUGUGAAUCCGGAGGAACUUUCUGUCGAAUUGUAGAGUGAGGAGCGAGUACAUGAAUUAAUUAGUAAUCAUUAAUUAUUAUUGUAUAUAUUUCCUCAAUUCAAAUUUCGGUAGAGUAAUACUGUAUAGAUUUCUCCGUUAAAUGUAUGUACAGUAGACUCCCGUUAGUCGUGUGUUUUUUUUUUUCGUGGCAAAAUUCAAAAAUACGCGAGAAAUUUACAUUUCCGCUUUAUUUCGCCUGGAAUUUCAUCCCUCACCAGAAGAAACAAUGGAUUGUUUACAUCUUGAAGUCUGGAGGUGGUAGCCGAAGAAACCAAAAGAUACGCGAAAAAGAAAUAGAGGAAAGGUGCGAUUAUAACGGGACUCUACUGUAGCUGCAAUAAUUCGUGUAAGAAUAGUGUAGAUUUGUCUCUGUUGUGAACACAUGACGAAUUGGAAAAAAAUACCAAAGAUGGAAAUGCUAAUAACUCUUGUGCCAAAUUGUAUAGGGCGUAAAUGUAUUCAAUUUUACUUUAAUAACAACAAAUGUCGUACUGGAUACAAUUUUUCCAUUACAAAUUUUAGCUCGCCAGGUUAAUGCAUAAUUUUUACACAAAUUUAAAAACUAUUUUUUUAUUUUGAAGGGGUAAUCUUAUAUGUACAUAAAUGAUGGCAAAUAUGUCAAAACACAAAAGUGGAAGAUUUUAUUGUAAAGAAUUUCUAAUCAUCUUCUGCAAGCAUUUUUUUGAUUAAUGAUUUGUAGAUUAAUGAUUCGUCGAUUCAUAGAAUAGUCGGAGUUACUGAAUAAAUAAUACAACUUAGGAUCAAUUUUACAAGAGAAAAAUAGUCGUUCACUUAUAACUAUGCAAGAUCUCUGUCUUCUUAUCGAAGGUUUCACUUCGUUCUACGUGGGAUUAUUGCAAAGCAGAAGAAUAAUGAAACAUGCAAUAUACAAAACUUUUAGUAAUUGUAGUAAUGAAGAUUUAUUUAAAUACGUUAUCUGAUCAUUGUAAAUCGGGCACAUGAUGGCAUCAAGGAAAGUGAUAUAAAAAUGUAUUUCUAGAUAAAACAAAAACCUCGAAAAUUAAUGCUAAAAUUGUCGAUAUUUUUCGAAUACAAAACGAAUUAUGGCCCACAAUAUAUUUGUAUCAGGUUCAUUAAUUUUUAAGACUUAAGGAGUAUUAAAAGAC
Fopius arisanus is the source of this 6602-nucleotide messenger RNA. RefSeq lists its product as uncharacterized. Gene Ontology annotation, molecular function: protein binding. The record is from RefSeq and is a predicted model, not a curated record. NCBI's taxonomy places the organism in Eukaryota, Metazoa, Arthropoda, Insecta, Hymenoptera, Braconidae. The transcript is spliced from 2 exons. The coding region runs from base 385 to 4638 and encodes 1417 amino acids.